CAAGGGACGGGCGGCUACCUGACAGCUGUGAGCCAGGCGGUGGCGUUGGCAGCUAGGAGGGAAGGCGGUGACUACCGAGGUACGGCGGAGGACGGUAAAGGGGUGGGCGUCUUCCCAGACCCCUUUGGCCGGUGCUGUGCAGCCCGGGAGGAUGGCACGUCCUGCCUGCUUUCCCCGAGGCAGCCAAGUCCUGCGCUGACCACAGCUGCCUUCAGGACACUGGCCCGGAGCCACUGUCAGGUCGUCAGGCUGCUUGUCAAGGGUGGGGCAGCUGCAACUUGUGCUCUUCCUCGUGAAUCCAGCCUGGGGUGCCACCUGGCACUCAGCACGGCCACGUCUCUUCCCAAGUCCUUAUGAGCAGCACUACAUCUAAUCUUAUCCAUUGUAAGUAGGAGUGAGCAUUAACUACUUCAUCAUUCAUCCCAGUGCAGUUGUGCGACCUGGGGUACGUUGUCAUCAGCCUCCACAUAAUAGUCCAGGCAAGCAUAUGCCGUGGUGCACUGGAUCAUGGUGAAGUUCAGGAAAGACUACGUCCUGAGAGUCCAGACAGAAUCCAGGUUUGCACGGCAGCAGGUCAGCAUCUUGCAAGGAUCUGAAAAGAACUGAGGAAACUGACAAACCUGGAUGGCUACGCCUGACCAGAGAGUGGUCUCUAGACCCCAAAGACCUGCUCAGGGACUAAAGGGUAGUGGGGCCUUCCUGGGUCCCCUGGACAACCUGGAGUGUAAGGAGAGCCAGGAGCCAGUGCAGGCAGAGCUGGCCAUGCUGAGGAAGGCACAGGAAUUCUUCCAGACCUGCGACACAGAGGGCAAGGGCUUCAUCGCCAGGAGGGAUAUGCAGAGGCUCCAUAAAGAGCUGCCACUCAGCCUGGAAGAACUGGAGGAUGUGUUUGAUGUGCUGGAUGCUGAUGGCAAUGGCUUUCUCACUCCAGAGGAGUUCACCACUGGGUUUAGUCACUUCUUCUUCAGCCAGAACAAACCAAGUCAGGAAGAUGCAGGCGAACGGGUGGCCCAACUCUGGGAAGAGAAGGUGUAUCAGUCCAGAGCACAAGAGGAUCUGGGUGACAUGGAUGAAGAUGAGGAAGCCCAGUUCCAGAUGCUGAUGGACAGACUUGGAGCCCAAAAUGUUUUGGAAGACGAAAGUGAUGUCAAGCAACUCUGGCUGCAGCUAAAGAAGGAUGAGCCUCACUUACUGUCCAACUUUGAAGAUUUCCUGACCAGAAUCUUCUCCCAGCUCCAAGAAGCCCAUGAGGAGAAGAACGAACUGGAGUGUGCCCUGAAAAAGAAAAUUGCUGCUUAUGAUGAAGAAAUCCAGCAUCUGUAUGAGGAGAUGGAACAGCAAAUCAAAAGUGAGAAGGAACAGUUUCUCCUGAAAGACACGGAGAGGUUUCAGGCCCGAAGUCAGGAGCUGGAACAGAAGCUGUUGUCUAAGGAGCGGGAGCUGGAGCAGCUCGUCCAGAAGCAGAAACGGCUGGAAGGUCAGUGCACAGCCCUGCAUAACGACAAGCAUGAAACCAAGGCCGAGAAUGCCAAGCUGAAACUGACCAACCAGGAGCUGGCCCAGGAGCUGGAGCGGACCUCCCGGGAGCUGCAGGGUGCCCAGCAGCAGCUGGAGAGCCUCCAGCAAGAGGCAUGCAAGCUCCAGCAGGAGAAGGAAACGGAAGUGUACCGUGUGACAGAGAGUCUGCAGCGGGAGAAAUCGGGGCUCCUGAAGCAGCUGGAUUUCCUCAGGGAAAGGAACAAGCACCUUCGGGAUGAAAGGGACAUACGUUUUCAGAAAGAUAAGGCAGCCAAGGCAAACAUAGCUGCUUCCAAGGCAAGCAGGAAACAGAGGUCUGGCUCUGUGAUAGGCAAAUAUAUGGACAGCGGAGGGAUUCUUAGAAGCCAGUCAGAGGAGGAAGAAGAUGGGCUUGGCAUUCAGAGGAGGAGAAGCUCCCUGAGCCUGAGUGGGUAUCCCCUGACAGAAGAGGAGCCAGGAACCAGGGAGCAAGGGGCUGGGGGCCCACUCCCCCGGGCAUUCCGCAGAAUCAUCUCCAUUGAAGAAGACCCCCUGCCCCAGCUCCUGGAGGGCAGCUCUGAGCGGCCACUGAGCAGAUGUCCAGAGGAGGAGGAGGUCUUCAACCAGGGUGGGGAAGGGCAAACCCAGCAGGCCUGCUCUUCUCAGCUCAUGCCCACAUCUCCCCGAACACAGCCUGUUGGGAAGGAAGCUGUGCCUAAGGAGGAAGGCUCUCUUUCCACCCCAGACCAACUCUUCAAGAUUGUGUUUGUGGGGAACUCUGCCGUAGGGAAGACAUCCUUCCUCAGGAGAUUCUGUGAUGACCGGUUCUCCCCAGGCAUGACAGCCACUGUGGGCAUCGAUUACCGUGUGAAGAUGGUGCAUGUGGGUGACUCUCAGGUGGCCCUGCAGCUGUGGGACACGGCCGGGCAGGAGAGGUAUCGUUGCAUCACUCAGCAGUUCUUCAGAAAGGCCGAUGGCGUCAUCGUCAUGUAUGACCUCACAGCCAAACAGUCCUUCCUGUCGGUCCGGCAGUGGCUGAGCAGCGUGGAGGAAGCUGUGGGAGACCAGAUUCCUGUACUUCUGCUAGGCAAUAAAAUUGACAACGAGAAAGAGCGGGAAGUUCCCCGGGGCCUUGGAGAACAGCUUGCCAAGGAGAACAAUUUGAUCUUCUAUGAAUGCAGUGCCUAUUCUGGUCACAAUACCAAAGAGUCCCUGCUCCAUCUGGCCAGGAUCCUCAAGGAGCAAGAAGACACAGUGAGAGAGGACACCGUUCAGGUUGAUCGCCCUGCCAAGAAGAAAACCUGCUGUGGCUGAUAGGCACCUCCCAGGUCUGCUCCACCCAGGCCUGGGCUCACAGGACCUACAAUGAAUCCAGCACAUGGCUCCUGCACAGAUGCCCCUACCAAGGCCAGCCCAGACCGUUGUCCUCCCCCAUAAAGAAGGGGAGCACCUCUGGUCAAAAAAGCUGCUCUUGGAGCAUCUUGGAGUCUUUUCUUGCCCUACUUUCUCUAGACCCCAGAUGCCCAUUCUUUCCCUUCUUCCCCCCACCCUUCCAGAUUGACUUCCUGGGAAGAAGAAACAGAUGGGUUUUUCCAGAAAAGCCACCAUGUGCCUUCUCCACCUCCCUUCUCUCCCCCACCCUUGCCUUUAGGAGCCUCAGCACUGCAGUUGCCACGGUAACAGUGCAGGGCUGACUUGCUGCUUCCUGCAGGCCACAGAUAUGGCACUUAGGCAAUGAAUGCCAAGGUGGUUGGUCUGGCUAUGGCUCCUGUUCUCUGGAUGCCAAUGGGACACUCUUGGCAUAUGCUUCAUGGACCUCAAGAUACCUGCAUGGUGUUGAGGGGAGCAAACCAGGAUACCCAUAUCUUAUUCCCCACCCUCAGGGGUCCUGUUCUUUCCCAGACGUCAGGGCCCAGCCUCUCUCAGCAUCCACAGGGCUAUGGUGUUUGCCCCAGUGGGUUCCCUGGAACAGUGCCUUACAAGGAACCCACAGCCUUUACUCCUCACCACCCACCCACAGGCAGAACUCCCAGGUGGCCUGGGGGUGAUAAAUGUGUGCCUGGGGUUAGGGAGUGGGCUCACAUGCUGCCUAACCUCCAGAGAUGAAAAGAAAACUAGGGGGGAAAGCCCAUCUGCUGCUCAAAAGAAAGACCAUUUCUGGAGGGUAUAAAUAAACUGUAGCUAUGUAAAGCCAUUUUCUAAAUGUUUCUCAAAAUAGCUCUUUGAAAAAAUGGUACAUGAUGAUUAACAGGGUAGAUUGACAUGCCAGCGGUUAGGCCCAACAUCACAUCCAUAGUUACUGACUUCAUCUUUUUUUUUUUUCAGAAAACUAUUUAAAAAAAUAAAGUAUG
Phyllostomus hastatus (greater spear-nosed bat) is the source of this 3848-nucleotide messenger RNA. It is a transcript of the gene CRACR2A, whose product is annotated as calcium release activated channel regulator 2A. Gene Ontology annotation, molecular function: GTP binding; GTPase activity; calcium ion binding. Bases 625 to 2811 code for a protein of 728 amino acids. The record is from RefSeq and is a predicted model, not a curated record. The transcript is spliced from 21 exons. Lineage: Eukaryota; Metazoa; Chordata; Mammalia; Chiroptera; Phyllostomidae.